Musa acuminata subsp. malaccensis (wild Malaysian banana) is the source of this 722-nucleotide messenger RNA. Lineage: Eukaryota; Viridiplantae; Streptophyta; Magnoliopsida; Zingiberales; Musaceae. The record is from RefSeq and is a predicted model, not a curated record.
ACUUCUUGACAAUUUAUAGUGUUUAUUAUUAGUUGAUGUUUAAGUUUUGCACUGCAUUAAAUGCUUAGUAAUCCCAGGAUGCUGGACCAAUGGCACACCCAGUCCGGCCACAUUCAUAUAUCAAGAUGGACAACUUCUACACUGUAACGGUCUAUGAAAAGGGUGCUGAAGUUGUUAGAAUGUAUAAAACUUUGCUUGGAAGUUCAGGGUUUCGAAAGGGCAUGGAUCUAUAUUUUAAGAGACAUGAUGGACAAGCAGUGACCUGUGAAGAUUUUUUUGCUGCCAUGUGUGAUGCAAAUGAUGCAGAUCUCUCUAGUUUCUUAUUAUGGUAUUCUCAAGCUGGGACGCCUCAAGUAAGGGUUACUUCUUCAUAUGAUCCUGAUGCUCGGAUGUAUUCUUUGAAGUUCAGUCAAGAAGUGCCACCUACUCCUGGUCAACCUGUGAAAGAACCUAUGUUUAUACCUAUAGCUCUUGGGCUACUUGACUCAAGUGGAAAGGACAUGCCCCUUACUUGUGUUUAUCGUGAUGGAGUGCAGCAGACAAUUUCAUCAAAUGAUCAACCCGUGUGGAAAACUGUUCUUCAUGUUAAAAAGGUUAGCCAAGAAUUAUUUUAUGUUCAUCUUUUGUGGACCUUCUGUAUGAUUCUAGACCCUAGAUCAUGGUUUGAUGUCACAAGCUUUCUUCAAAAUUUUUUAAAUACUUGUUGAUGGUUGACUUACUAA